Molecule: messenger RNA, 2392 nt
Organism: Poecilia latipinna (sailfin molly)
Lineage: Eukaryota; Metazoa; Chordata; Actinopteri; Cyprinodontiformes; Poeciliidae
Gene: casp10
Product: caspase 10, apoptosis-related cysteine peptidase
Exons: 12
Coding region: 154-1668 (504 amino acids)
Biological process (GO): proteolysis; regulation of apoptotic process
Molecular function (GO): cysteine-type endopeptidase activity; protein binding
Source: RefSeq, a predicted model, not a curated record
CUCAAGGUUUACAUUUCCGUUGUUGGGCUGGUUCAAUAUCUCAUGUGAGUUCUGACAGUUUAGCUCGUAUUUCUGUCUCCUUCGUCGGCUCGGAGCUACUCCAUUAUGCUGAAGUGAACUUUUCUUUCACAAGCCAGGAGAAAAUUCGUCUACAUGGAAAUGGAUUUCCAAAAGGCUCUACUUGAAGUGGGUAAAACCUUGUCCACUGAUGAGGUGGAAGCACUGUCUUUUCUGUGCACUGACAUCUUGAGCAGAAAACCAGUCUCUCUGGAUUGCGCCAGCAACCUCUUCUCCUUACUCAUGAAAGAAGACCGUCUGUCGGCUGGAAACCCACAGCUCCUGGUGGAGCUUCUCCUCACCAUCCAGCGCCCUGUUAUUUUGCAGAACAUUAAACUUUCUUUCCAAUCGUCUUCACCCAGCACCCUCAUCUCACCCUACAGGAAGCUGCUGUAUCGCCUGUCACAACAAAUUACCGAGGAGGAGCUCGGAGAAAUGAAGUUCCUGCUAACGGACAUCCCACGAAGAAGACUUGAUCAAAAAUCUACGCUGGGAGUCUUCCUGGAGAUGGAGCACAUGGACCUCAUAAAUGAAUCUAGUCUCGAAUAUCUGGAGUCCAUAUUUAAGUCAGUGUGUCCUGCGCUGAAUGAAGAGAUUCGUCUCUAUAGGAAAGAAAUUGGGCAUCCAGUGUCGCAACCUUUGACAAGCCAGAACCCGAAACCUUUCUACAGGAAUGACUUCCGGGAAGAUAAGAGUCCACAACUUCCUCCGCAGCCUUCCAUAAAUCCAUCCAAGUCCCCAAAUGGGGAAAUGGCUUCUUUGGAUACAGUGAAUCCAGAAAAGAACAACCCAGAGUCUCAGGAAAAUGAUGAGGUUCUGUUUGAUUACCCAAUGACUGGGAACAGAGGGAUCUGUUUGAUAGUGGACAACUUUGAUUUCUCUAAAUCACGCCAGAAUUUAAAUAAUAGAGAGGGAACCAUGGUUGAUAGAGAUGCUCUGAAAGAAGUGUUUGAAUGGUUGGGCUAUGAUGUGUACAUAUACCUAGACCGUAAUGCGGCUCAAAUAAAAGAUUUGUUUGCCUACAUUGGCCAACGGGACCACAGCAGGUACGACAGCCUGGUGUGCUGUAUUCUCAGUCAUGGCAUGGAGGGUGGAGUAUAUGGUGUAGAUGGCAACUUUGUUGAGAUCAAAUUGCUGAUAGAGUGCAUCAAUGGGGAGAAGUGCCCGUCUUUAAUCGAAAAACCCAAGAUGCUUUUCAUCCAGGCCUGUCAAGGCUGCAAACAACAGUAUCCAGUCAAACCAGACGGCAUUGAAGACGAAACAACCCAAGUUUCUGCUGAUGCGAAAGUUGUAGAUCUGAGGAGCCCAGUCAUCGCUGACUUGCUGGUGGGCAUGUCCACGGUUCCUGAUCACGUCUCCUUCAGAGAUAAAUUCUCUGGCACCUGGUAUAUACAGUCAUUGUGCAAAAACCUCAUCAAGUAUGUGCCAAGGAGGGUUGACCUUGUCUCCAUUCUCACAAAAGUGAACUUCGAUGUUAGCAGCAUGACCGAUUACAGUCGGCUGAAAAAGCAAAUGCCUCAGCCAGCCUUCUCUCUCCGAAAAAGGGUGGUCUUCCCUGUCCCUGAGAAACCCCCACCCAAAAUUGGAGCGUCGACCAAAGACAAUCCCUGAGAGACACUGGAUUUUUUUUAAUGCUUUUUUGUUUCACUGACAGUUUGCAAUUUUAAAUCAGAUCCAGAGUUUUGAGGAAUCAGGUUUAUCCGUUCUUUUGUAGGGAUCCCUUUUGAGUUAUAGCUCUUCAAAUGAUAUUAAUAAAGUCCUACUCUCAACCUUUUAUUCAGACUCUCAAUAUAAGCAUUUUAUCAUAUUUUCUGUGCUCUUGUAAUCAGUUUAGAUCUUGUGAUUUGUAUCUUUUAUUUGUGUUUAUCGUAAUGUAUAUAAACUUCUUUUUUGUUUUAUCAUUUACAAUACAUUCUAUUCUGUUUUUCAGCAACUUGUAUAAAAAUUAACAUUAUAUUGAAAGUAUCACAAAAAGCCAGCAUAUCAGUGCUACAACCUUAUUCUUUAAUUUUCUGUUUGUUCUUGGCUAGAUCUCCUCCCAUUUACCUCAGGGAUGUUGCAUUUUUAUAAACUUUAGCUCCAAAGUGUGAUUGGAGUUCCCCACCACAAAUGUUUACACAAUUACAGACAUGAUUUAUUCUAACACAAGUACUUUUGCUAAUUUAAUACACUUUUUCAUGGGCUAUAUUAGUAGACAAGGUUCCUGCUGCGUUUCUUGUGAAUAUUAUGACGGUUCAUUUGAAUUAUAAAUGGCCAUGUAAAGCAUUCUAAAACAUCUGUAGCACAAUAAAAGAACUGAGCUAAAUGAAUGUGAAAUAAAAUGUUCUUAAAGAAA